ACUCAGAUGACGUGUUAGUUCCGGGUUCCUAGACCUCAGAGAAAAGGUAACUUUCGGUCAUUUCUGGUUUUCAGACGCGACUUGACCGAGUUUUCCGCCUCUCAAGCUGACUCAGCGGGGACAUUGGACCAAAUAUUUUUGUAAGACAGCUGCAUGACCCCUAGAAAAACAGCGUGAGGAGCUUUUUUUUCUUCCCCCAAAACAAGUGAACUCUGGUUAAAAAACAAGAACUUUCCCAACUGCUGCUGACUUCCCUUCUGCACAUCCAGAGACCAGCAUGGGCGCCCAGUUAGACUCUACACUCCAGUCUGUCGUCCUCCUUCCGGUCCACUUCCUGAUAUGGCUGUACUCCGUCCUCUCCUUCCUACCUUGGUAUUUCAUCACUGGAGCCGGCCAGAAGAAAUGCCAGUCCAAGCGAGUAAAGGCCUGCUCAACGUCAGGGAACCCAGAGGGUCCGUACCGUUCUGUGGACCACUUUGACUCCUUGGCCACAGAAGACUUCCCGGGCAUAGACACCCUGGAUAAGCUGUUCAGGCACGCUGUGCAGCGUUUCGGCCCGGAUCAUUGCCUCGGCACUCGGGAGAUAUUAAGUGAAGAGAAUGAGAUUCAGCCCAAUGGCAAAGUUUUUAAAAAGCUGAUCAUGGGGGAGUACACAUGGCUGUCCUAUGAUGAAGUGGACUCCAUAGUGAGUCGUUUUGGCAGCGGAUUGGCAGCUUUGGGGCAGCAGCCCAAAAGCACCAUCGCUAUCUUCUGUGAAACCAGAGCAGAGUGGAUGAUCACAGCUCAGGCGUGCUUCAGACGCAACUUCCCCCUGGUGACCUUCUACGCCACACUGGGAGAGGAGGCGAUUGCAUAUGGUCUGAACGAGACGGGAGUGACCCAUCUGGUCACCAGCGYCGAGCUGCUCGAGACCAAACUGAGAAAAGUGCUGCCGAUGAUCACCAAACUGAAGCACGUGAUCUACGUGGACCAGAAGAAAGUGAAUCCAGAAGGCUACCCAGCAGGCCUGUCCAUCCACAGCAUGCAGACCGUACAAGAGCUGGGCUCUCUGCCGGAGAACAUGGAAAGGCCGAUUGUGAAGCCCCAGCCCUCCGACUUGGCUGUGGUGAUGUACACCAGCGGUUCCACAGGCAGACCCAAAGGAGUCAUGAUCGUCCACAGUAACAUGAUUGCUGGGAUGACUGGGCAGUGCGAGCGCAUCCCUGAACUUGGGCCUAAAGACACGUACAUAGCCUAUCUGCCCCUAGCUCAUGUUCUGGAAAUGACAGCUGAAAUCUCUUGUGUGACAUACGGCUGCCGGAUCGGUUACUCCUCCCCUCAGACUCUUUCAGACCAGUCCACCAAAAUCAAAAAAGGAAGUAAAGGAGACUGCUCUGUCCUCAGACCCACCCUGAUGGCAGCUGUGCCAGAAAUUAUGGAUCGUAUCAACAAGAACGUGAUGAGCAAAGUGCAGGAAAUGGGCUUUGUUCAGAAGACGCUCUUCAUUCUGGGCUACAAAUACAAACUGGAGCAGGUCAAAAGAGGCUAUGACGCACCUCUCUGCAAUUUCUUGUUGUUCAGGAAAGUAAAGAAACUCCUGGGCGGGCAGGUGCGCAUGAUGUUAUCUGGUGGAGCCCCGCUGUCCUCRGCCACGCAGAGGUUCAUGAACGUGUGUUUCUGUUGUCCCGUCGGUCAGGGCUACGGUCUCACAGAAACCUGUGGAGCUGGCACCAUCACUGAAGUUGCAGACUUCAGCACGGGUCGUGUUGGAGCUCCUCUGAUUUGCUGCGAGGUCCGACUCAGGGACUGGGCUGAGGGGGGCUACACCUGCGAGGACGAGCCRAACCCAAGAGGGGAGAUCCUGAUCGGCGGCCCCAACGUAACCAUGGGUUACUACAGACACGAAGGCAACGAUCAGGACUUUUUUGUGGAUGAGAAAGGUCAGAGGUGGUUCUGCACCGGAGAUAUCGGGGAAGUCUACCCAGACGGCUGUCUACAAAUCAUAGAUCGUAAAAAAGACCUGGUGAAGCUGCAGGCCGGGGAGUACGURUCCCUCGGUAAAGUCGAGUCAGCUCUGAAAAGCUGCAGCCUCAUAGACAACAUCUGCGCAUACGCCAACAGCGAUCAGAACUAUGUGAUCAGCUUUGUGGUUCCCAACCAGAAGAAGUUGACCGAACUGGCCAAGCAGAAAGGCAUCARUGGGAAAUGGGAGGACCUCUGCAAUCAUCCCGAGAUGGAAAAGGAGGUUCUGGGGGAGAUUAAAGAUGUCGCUGCUAAAAUUAAACUCCAGCGGUCUGAGAUUCCAGUUAAAGUCCACCUGAGUUCAGAGCCGUGGACACCGGAGACGGGUCUGGUUACGGACGCAUUCAAGCUGAAGAGGAAAGAGCUGAAGAACCACUAUCUGUCUGACAUCGAGCGAAUGUAUGGAGGGAAAUAAGCAGGUUUUUAUCUGUAACAUCACUAAAAUAAAAAAAAAAAGAAAAUCACCAUUUCCUUCUGUAAAUAGUUUGACAAAAUUCACAAAUGGGAACUAGCCUGGAGCUUUGGUUCGUUUUAGAUUUCCAGUGUAGAUCCACAAACAGCCAAAAGAUGUUAGAAAACAUGUGCAUCAGCAGACUACUGUUCGACAUAAACCCUGCUCACCAGUUCUUAGUGAAACAAUUUUAGAUUCAACUUUUUCACACACAAAGACCCACUACAUUAGUUGUUGCCAAAGUGCCUGAAACGGCUCUCCUCUUGUACACAUGUGUAAUAAACCAACUUUUUCUUAGAUUAACUGUCGUGACUGGUCCUGGUAAGGUCAUGUGGAAAUCCUUUUCACUUUUUUUUAUUAAUGGGAAGACCAGACACAUUCAUCCAGAGCAAAGAGGGGCAUGAUGAGCUCUAGGAGUGUUCUGGUGUCUGAGCCAGUAAAGGAGAAUAACUCUGGUACCCAGCUGCAGGCUUUUUAGACGACAACGUCUUAAAGACAAAAAGUUAAAGCUGUAGAUAGUUGUAGCUGUUGAUCCAUUUGUGCUGCUUUUUGUUCAUCUGUAGAAUUAUUAUUAUUAUUUUCUGAUUGUUUUAGAACUGCACUGAAGUGAUGAAGUAGUAUUUUUUUUUUAAAGAAAAAGGGGUCCAAAACUUUCACAGCACUCAACUGCCAUCUAAUCAAAUCUGUCGACGUGUCGCAGAUUAAAACACGCCACUGUGGUCCAAAUACUGGAGAAGCUGGAGGACUGAUGUUACUGUGCCUUCAGUCUGCAGUAGUUGUGUAGUUGGAGCCAACAAGUUUGAUAAACUGCCACGUUAAGGUUUGCAAGAGUUUUAAAGAAGUUUAUGUCCACAGACACUGAUCAUUGGUUUCAAAAGCGAUGUCCGUUUUAACCCAUUUUUCUCCUUUUGUUGAAUCAGAUGUUUUGUAGGUGCUUUUGUUAAUUUAUUGUUUUGUUUUGUAAGACCAAAAUAUGUUAAACGACUCAGGAAGAUAAGGAAAAUAUGGAAAUGUCCAAGAAGAAAAGAUUGGGGGGGGGGGGAUUUUUCUGUAUAGGAACACGUAGUUCUUGUGGGCACCUUUUUUAUUUAUUUAAGAGCAGGCACGCUUAGCUGCUAGACUUCUUCAAAGUACUAGUUACAACUGAGAUACUGUAAUACUGCGUGUAUUUUGCAUCAGUUAGCAGUUUUAAUGUAAAGAGUUGGUAUAAAUAUCUGGCCUUGUGUCAGUUCAAUGUUUUCAUCGUAGGAGUGUUUUUCUAUGAAGUUUUUUUUCCAAGUACUGUUUCGAUGGAUUUCACGGUUUUAAUUUAAAAUCAUUUUGGACACUUUUUGUUUUGUGAACCUGUUUGCAGUUAUUGCUCCCAUCAUUGCGACCACAUGCCUUGUUGAUCAUUUCAGAAAUAAAUGUUUUUCAUAUUUAUUGAA
Messenger RNA from Austrofundulus limnaeus, 3879 nucleotides. It is a transcript of the gene acsl4a, whose product is annotated as acyl-CoA synthetase long chain family member 4a. The record is from RefSeq and is a predicted model, not a curated record. Gene Ontology annotation, molecular function: arachidonate-CoA ligase activity. Gene Ontology annotation, biological process: long-chain fatty-acyl-CoA metabolic process; neuron differentiation; long-chain fatty acid metabolic process. Lineage: Eukaryota; Metazoa; Chordata; Actinopteri; Cyprinodontiformes; Rivulidae. Gene Ontology annotation, cellular component: endoplasmic reticulum; plasma membrane; lipid droplet. The transcript is spliced from 15 exons. Bases 278 to 2416 code for a protein of 712 amino acids.